CUUGCAUUACACAAAAUAAACCCAACAGAGGAAAGAAGAUCGAAAACAAAGGGCAGGGAUGAGAAUUAUUGUAAUGACGGCAGAUGAACAGAUCGUCAGCUUAGACGUUGAUCCUCAUGAAACUGUUGAAAAUUUGAAAGCUUUGCUGGAAGUGGAGACAAAUGUGUCAUUACAGCAGCAGCAACUUCUUUAUCAUGGGAGAGAAAUGCAGAAUUCUGAGAAAUUGAGUGCUUUGGGUGUUAAGAAUGAUGAUUUAAUUAUGAUGGUCUCCAGUGCUGGUUCUAGAGCAUCUACUAAUGAUUUGAGCUUCAAUCCCGAUGGAUCUGCUGUGAACCCUGGAGCUUUUCAGCAACAUAUUCGAAGCGAUUCUAAUCUAAUUGGACAAAUAUUUCAGGCUGACCCUGAACUUGCACAAGCUAUUCUUGGGAAUGAUCUCAACAAACUUCAGGACAUCCUACGUACUCGUCAUCGGCAACGAUCAGAAUUACAACAAAAAGAGGAGGAGGAACUUGCUCUUCUUCAGGCUGAUCCUUUUGAUGUUGAAGCACAAAGGAAGAUUGAAGCUGCCAUUCGGCAGAAAGGGAUUGAUGAGAACUGGGCUGCUGCCUUGGAACAUAAUCCUGAAGGUUUUGCAAGGGUGGUUAUGUUGUACGUGGACAUGGAGGUUAAUGGCAUCCCAUUAAAGGCAUUUGUCGAUAGCGGUGCACAGUCAACUAUAAUUUCGAAAAGCUGUGCUGAGCGUUGUGGAUUGCUGAGGCUUUUAGAUCAAAGAUAUAAAGGUAUUGCUCAUGGGGUUGGCCAGUCAGAGAUUCUGGGACGUAUACAUGUUGCUCCAAUCAAGAUUGGAAAUAUGUUUUAUCCAUGCUCCUUCGUGGUUUUGGACUCUCCGAAUAUGGAGUUUCUCUUUGGAUUGGAUAUGCUACGCAAACACCAGUGUAUUAUUGAUUUGAAGGAGAAUGUUCUUAGAGUUGGAGGAGGAGAAGUUUCUGUGCCAUUUUUGCCAGAAAAGGACAUCCCUUCUCAUUACCUUGAUGAAGAAAGGAAUUUGAAGCAAGCAUCCAGCUCAGGAGCUGCUACGAACACUGGAACCACACAGAGGAAUGCUAACGUGCAAUCUGGAGGUCAACCUUCUGGGGGUGCAUAUGCUGAUGUAACACAGAGGCCUGAUUUUGAAGCCAAAGUAGCAAAGCUUGUUGAGCUGGGAUUUGCAAGAGAAAUGGUGAUUGAAGCUCUAAAAUUAUGUGAUGGCAAUGAAGAGCAGGCUGCUGGGAUUCUCUUCGGAGGCUAGACACGAUCUUCUAUUUCUUGUUCUUAGAAAUAAUAUUAUUGUUCUUCAGUUAUUCAAAACAUUUUACACUAUAUAAAUUCUGUACUUGGUAUGCAUUUUGAUUGGAGCUGUUUAUGCAAACUUAGUAUUGCAAUUCCAAAGAAAACUUGAGCUGCUCA
Molecule: messenger RNA, 1446 nt
Organism: Hibiscus syriacus
Lineage: Eukaryota; Viridiplantae; Streptophyta; Magnoliopsida; Malvales; Malvaceae
Product: protein DNA-DAMAGE INDUCIBLE 1-like
Exons: 15
Coding region: 59-1288 (409 amino acids)
Biological process (GO): proteolysis
Molecular function (GO): protein binding; aspartic-type endopeptidase activity
Source: RefSeq, a predicted model, not a curated record